AGUCUGGGACGGGACACCCCAAGCGCAGCAGCUUCUCUAACUGCCUCCUGUCCAACUGCAGCUGAUGCUGCCAACCUCUGGAAACCUACACACGCCGCUACAGACUCCCAGAUCAUCUCACAUCAUUUUAUGAGAAGUGCAUCUGCCACACGGACUACGAUAACAGCAACCAAAGCAGGCUAACGGCGUGUUAGCGGCGAUGGCGGGAGCGGCUCCAGCUCCUGCGGCCAACGGCCCCGUUGCCAAGACGACCAACAGCUCGGUUACCAAGGCGAAGAAGAGCAGCGCUGCCGGGGCGACCACAACGGACAACAAGACCAAAGCUAACACAGGUCGGCGUGCCUCAUCUAAAGACCCCUCUUCCUCCUCCUCCUCUUCCUCUCGUCCGCGCUCCUCUCGCUCGGCGGGGGGCAAGAAGACCGCGGGGAUGGGCGGGGCCGACGGCGUCCAACCGAAACGCUCGAGAGGCCCGGGGGCGGGGCCAGGAGGAGGCCGCACCAGCAGGCAUCAGCAAUCUGAUUGGGCCCUGGGCGAGGGGGCGGAGCUGGAGGGGCGUGUCCAGGAGCUGCUGGGCGUGGCCAAAAGCAAAGACGCCGAGAUCUCGAAACUCAGGGCAGAGCUCCAGGAGCUGCGGCUGCAGCUGGGGCUCCCAUUGGAGGAGCCAGAGCAGGGGGAGGAGCCUCAGAGGGCCGAGGGCCAAUGGGGAGUCAGCAGUGAGGUGGAGUCCACUCUGCUCCUCUUGACGGAACAGAACCGAACCAUCCGAGCAGAACUGGACACUCUGACCAGCCAGAACCGCAUGCUGAAGACCCGCCUCAACGCACUGGGCUUCUCACUGGAGCAGCAGCAGCAGCAGCAGCAGAGCCUGGACCAAUCAACAGCCCCGCUCAGCCCUGAUCCCGCCUCCUCGGUUGGCCUGGCCGUGCCAUUGGUCGGCUCUGCGGAGGGAUCCGCCCCCGGCUCCAUGGAGGACCUUCUGAUUGGCCAAGAGCAACGCAGCGGCUCAUUGGACAACCUGGACAGCGAAUCUAGCGAGGUGUACCAGGGUGUGACCUCCAGUGAUGACGCUCUGGAUGCUCCAUCAGGAUGCUCCUCAUCAGAAGAGUCCGACGGUGUGUGUGUGAAGGUGGCGUGCCUGACGGAGCGUCUGCAGGUGAUGGAGGAGCAUCAGCAUUCUACUGCCGAGGAACUUCAGGCCACAAUACAGGAACUACAGGAACUAGAACUCAUCACACAGGAACUCAACGGGGAGAACGAACGCCUGGGAGAGGAGAAGGUCUUGCUGAUGGAGUCUCUGUGUGACCAAAGUGAUCGUCUGGAGUCUUGCGGCCGAGAGAUCGAGUAUCUGCGAUCCCUAUUGGACGAGACCGGAGUUCCAUACGCCGUCGAGGAAGACAUACGCAGCGGACGCUACAUGGAGCUCGAGCAGAGGUAUAUCCACAUGGCUGACAGUGCUCGGUAUGAGAGAGAGCAGCUGUUGGGGGUUCAGCAGCAUCUCAGCAACACACUCAAGCUGGCGGAGCAAGACAACGCAGACGCACAAGGAGUCAUACAGGCUUUAAAGGAGCGUAAUAUUCAGAUGGAACGUGUUGCGGAGCAGGAGAGGGAGGGGCGAGUUGCCGUGACGACCGCUCUGGAGGAGUGGAGAUUGGCUGUUGGAGACGAGAGGGAGGAGCUAGCACGGUGUCGAGUGCAGCUUGAGAAAGAGCGCCACACGGUGGCCGAACUCUACGCUCUUCACAGCUCUGCUGAGGUGACUCAGAUACGCCACCUGCUGGACACGGCACGCCACGACAAGGAGGCCGCGCAGAGACACGAACACACACUUCAGGAACAGCUCUCACACACACACACCGAGGUGGCACGCCUUACAGAGACACUCGCCAAGUUGCAGAGUGAGUACCGUGCGUUCCAGGCCGAUGUGUCCUCCCAGCUGGCGGAGACGAGUCGUUCCUGUGAUGUCCAGCGGGGGGCGCUGGCGAGUCGUGAGCAGCAGCUGCAGCUCCUGAAGGAGAACACGUACGAACUGGAGGACGAGCUGGAGCAGCACCGAGCCGUCAAGCUGCACGAUGACCUGGUCAUAGCAGAACUACAGAGUUCUGUGAAGAAGCAUCAGGAUCAGAAGCAGCUGAUGGAACGAGAAAUCAAGAUACUACACAGACGCCUACGGGAGGAGAGUGCGGAGUGGCGUCAGUUCCAGGCUGAUCUGCAGACGGCGGUGGUGAUCGCUAACGACAUCAAGUCGGAGGCCCAGGAGGAGAUCGGGACUCUACGGCGCCGCCUGCAGGACGCCAUCGGGAACAACGACAAACUCAACAAGCAGCUGGACCACGUGAAGAACCACAAGUACACAUCUGUGUGUGUGUGUGUGCGUGUGUGUGUGUUUGUGUGUGUGUGUAGAGAGGAGCGUAAGGACCCGUUGUGUGCGUUGGCUCGUGAGUACGGAGGAUCCAAGAGGAACGCUCUACUGAAGUGGUGUCAGAAGAAGACUGAGGGAUACCAGAAUAUCGACAUCACCAACUUCAGCAGUAGCUGGAGUGAUGGCUUGGCCUUCUGUGCUGUGCUGCACACCUACCUCCCUGCACACAUCCCCUACGGCCAACUGGACAACACGGACAAGAGGCGGAAUCUGACUCUGGCGUUCCAGGCAGCUGAGAGUGUCGGAAUCAAAUCCACACUGGAUAUGAAUGAGUUGGUCCACACGGAGCGUCCUGAUUGGCAGAGCGUCAUGCUGUACGUCACGGCCAUAUACAAGUACUUCGAGACCUGAUGACAUCACUAAACUCCGCCCCUAACCCCGCCCCUAUGUGACGUCACGGCCAUAUACAAGUACUUCGAGACCUGAUGACAUCACUAAACCCCGCCCCUAACCCCGAUAUACAAGUACUUCGAGACCUGAUGACAUCACUAAACCCCGCCCCUAACCCCGAUAUACAAGUACUUCGAGACCUGAUGACAUCACUAAACCCCGCCCCUAUGUGACGUCACGGCGAUAUACAAGUACUUUGAGACCGGAUAACGUCACCAAACCACGUCCCUGGCCCCGCCUCCACAUCGCCAUUUACUUUGAGAUGUGACAUCAUGUGACUCCUCCCUCCGCAUGUGAUGUCACGAUCCCCACUCCAAUGACAUCGCUCCCCAUCUGACCCCUCCCUCUUCAAAAACUUUGAGGCGUGACGUGAUGAUGUCACAACAACACCCUCUCCUGACUCCUCCCCCAAACCGGGACCAAAUCACAUAUGGACCUAUUAAAUCACACACACAGCGUUACCUUGGAGACAGAUGGACCAAUCACACAACACUACCUUGGAGACAUAUGGACCAAUCACACAUGGCUACCAUGGCGACAUAUGGACCAAUUAUAUUCGCACACGGCUACCUGGAUGAGCUGUGGUCCAAUAAGAAUCUUUUUAAUGAUCAUCUUUUUUUAAGUGGAUCUCAGUAGACGACAAACUGAUCUGCCUCUGCUAAGGUGCCAUUGCAGCAUGCUAACGCUAGCUACAUCCAUUAAUGCUAAUGCUAGCUACAUAUGCAAUUGCAGCAUGCUAACGCUAGCUGCAUCCAUUAAUGCUAAUGCUAGCUACAUAUGCCAUAGCAGCACGUUAAUGCUAGCGCUAGCCUCAUGUGCCAUUGCAGCAUGCUAAUGCUAGCUACAUCCAUUAAUGCUAACGCUAGCUGCAUAUGCCAUAGCAGCACGUUAAUGCUAUCACUAGCCUCAUGUGCCAUGGCAGCAUGUUAGUGCUAAUGCUAACACAGGUUUCAUGUACCAUUUCAAUACAUCAUGCUAACGCUAGCUACAUGUGCCAUUGCAGCAUGUUACUGCUUUCACUAGCUUCAUGUACCAUUUCAGUACGUCAUGCUAACGCUAGCUACAUACAUUAAUGCUAAUGCUUACACUAGCUUCAUAUACCAUUUCAGUACAUCAUGCUAACGCUAGCUACAUACAUUAAUGCUAAUGCUUACACUAGCUUCAUGUACCAUUUCAGUACGUCAUGUUAACGCUAGUAUCAUGUGCCAUUGCUAGCAUGAUAAUGGUUACAUUAGCCUCAUGUGGCCUUUGCAAGCAUGCCAACGCUAGCCACAUGUGCCAUUGCAGUUUGUCAUGCUAACACUAUCUACAAUCGCUAUUGUAGCCUGUGAACGCUAAUAGUAAUACUAGCCUCAGGUGCCAUUGCAUCAUGCUAACGCUAGCCACGUGUGCCUUUACAGCAUGUUAAUGCCAACACUAGCUAAUGUGCCAUUGCUGGUACGUCAUGCUAAAGCUAGCCAUAUGUUAGCGUUAGCCUCAUGUGCCAUUGCAGCACGUCAUGCUAACACUAGCCAUAUGUUAGCGUUAGCCACAUGUGCCAUUGGAGCCCCAUGUAAUGCGGUGUAAACAGCAUGCUUACACAUAACGCUAACCUACACAUGCCUGCCUACAGUUUGGCAACUCUAAUCACACAUGCCAACAUUAUGAUAAGACUACCACACUUACUUGCAGCACACUUACUUACACUUACGCCACCACUGGCUCUGUCCUGUUAGAAGGAACUGAAGUAGCGGAACUAAUGUGUAAUGUGCAAUGUGAUGGAACUUAUUGCAAUGUAACACUUGAACAUAUGCAUUAACUUCACACACACACACACACACACACACACACACACACACACACACACACACACACACACACACACACACACACGUCACAUCAUCACUGUUGAGGCUGUGAGUGAGCUCAACAACGAUGCUUGCCUUACACACAUUAAAACGCACACACACACAUACACACACACAUACUCACAGCACUGCCUUUACAGAUGCGGACAAGGCCAACUCCUCUACGUUUUGUAUGUUCGCAGUAUACAGUAUAUAUCUUUUUUUUAACUAUUUUGAAGAAUAAAUGAU
This is a messenger RNA of Engraulis encrasicolus (European anchovy), 4884 nucleotides long. It is a transcript of the gene specc1la, whose product is annotated as sperm antigen with calponin homology and coiled-coil domains 1-like a. NCBI's taxonomy places the organism in Eukaryota, Metazoa, Chordata, Actinopteri, Clupeiformes, Engraulidae. The coding region runs from base 200 to 2770 and encodes 856 amino acids. Gene Ontology annotation, biological process: actin cytoskeleton organization. Gene Ontology annotation, cellular component: filamentous actin; microtubule organizing center. The transcript is spliced from 19 exons. The record is from RefSeq and is a predicted model, not a curated record. Gene Ontology annotation, molecular function: protein binding.